AUGAGUAAAAAAUCUUACGUCAAAGGACCUUCUGGCUUGUCGAAGGAUCUAAGCAAAGAUAAGCAAUGGAAUUAUUCAUUAGUGAAUAUAUGGGUGGCUUCUCUUGCACUUAAGUUGUUAUUAUCGGUUGGCUAUCAUUCCACAGACUUCGAUGUUCAUAGGAAUUGGUUAGCAAUAACGUACAACCUACCAAUAUCUAAAUGGUACAUUGAAAAUACUUCACAAUGGACGUUGGAUUACCCACCUUUUUUUGCAUACUUUGAGUGGGUGGUGGCUAACUUCGUGCCUGAUUUUGUUAAAAGCGACGGAUGUUUGAAAAUAGUUGAAAAGGGACUAUAUAGUUUACCUACUGUUUUGUUUCAAAGGUUGUCUGUAAUUGUAAGUGAGAUAGUUUUAUUUGUUUCAUUGCAAUGGUAUAUUAAUUCAUCGAAAACCCAUACGGAAGCUAGGAGAGCUUUUGUUGUUGCAUCGAGUCUCGUAUUAUCACCAGGCUUAUUAAUCAUUGACCAUAUUCAUUUCCAAUAUAAUGGAAUGUUGUACGGAAUACUUGUUUUGAUGAUAAAUUCAGCACGGUUGAAAAAAUACUUAAUGUGUGGAUUUUGGUUUUCAAUAUUGAUUUGUUUUAAACAUAUCUACUUAUAUUUAGCCCCAGCAGUUUUCGUUUUCUUACUUCGUGCUUAUUGCUUAGACUUAAAUUUUGGAAAUAAGGCCAAAUCUUCAAGUUCUCUUUUAAAUAUAAUCAGAUGGAAGAAUUUAUUCAAAUUAUCAUCAAUAGUCAUUGCUGUCUUUGGUAUUGCAUUUGGCCCCUUUAUUUAUUAUGAGGUUAUGCCGCAACUCAUAGAAAGAUUAUUCCCAUUUAACAGAGGGUUAACUCAUGCAUACUGGGCACCUAAUGUAUGGGCAAUUUAUUCCGCAAUUGAUAGGUUAUUGAUUCAAAUAUAUUACAGAAUACCAUUUAGUAGACCGAUCUUACUAAAAAUUUUCAAGUUCAAUCCCCAAUACUUAUGGGACUCAAAAUUAGUUAAUAAAACAACAAGAGGCUUGAUUGGAGACGUUGAGUUUCUAAUCUUGCCUACAAUAACUUCACAAUUAACCUUCUUCUUGACAUUAUUUUAUCAAGUCAUGGCUUUAAUUCCUUUGUUUUUACAACCUACUUUCAGAAGGUUUAUGGGAUCAUUGACUUUAUGUGGUUUUGCGUCUUUCUUGUUUGGCUGGCAUGUUCAUGAAAAGGCUGUCUUGGUGAUCAUAUUCCCCAUGACAUUUCUUGUCAGCAGAGAUAAGGAUUUACUAGGCCCUUUUAACUUGCUAGUAAGUUGCGCAUAUACUUCCUUGUUUCCAUUGAUUUUCACUUGCGAUGAAUGGCUCAUUAAGAUCACCUACACAUUAUUAUGGUACAUUGUUUACUAUUUUAGUCUUAAGAAGGUUGUAAGAUUGCCAAAAACAAAUGGUGGCUACGGUAAAGUUAUUUUAGACAGAGUCAAUAAUGGUUAUAUUUUAGGUUUGGUACCAAUCAUAUCCAUUGUUAGUCUCAUGGACUUGUUCGAACAUAAAUUCGAAAUAUUGAGAAAACUACAAUUCAUGAAGUUAUUGAUCAUUAGUAUAUACUGUGGUAUUGGUAUUAUAAGUAGUUGGAAUGGUUUCAGUUGGUUAUACUUCGUUGACGAAUCCAUUUGGACAGAUGACUAA
This is a messenger RNA of Debaryomyces fabryi, 1686 nucleotides long. RefSeq names its product dolichyl-P-Glc:Glc1Man(9)GlcNAc(2)-PP-dolichol alpha-1,3-glucosyltransferase (gene ALG8). The record is from RefSeq and is a predicted model, not a curated record. NCBI's taxonomy places the organism in Eukaryota, Fungi, Ascomycota, Pichiomycetes, Serinales, Debaryomycetaceae. The transcript has a single exon. Gene Ontology annotation, cellular component: endoplasmic reticulum membrane. Gene Ontology annotation, biological process: protein N-linked glycosylation. Bases 1 to 1686 code for a protein of 561 amino acids. Gene Ontology annotation, molecular function: dolichyl pyrophosphate Glc1Man9GlcNAc2 alpha-1,3-glucosyltransferase activity.